Molecule: messenger RNA, 1161 nt
Organism: Heterotrigona itama
Lineage: Eukaryota; Metazoa; Arthropoda; Insecta; Hymenoptera; Apidae
Source: the annotation of a GenBank genome assembly
AUGUAUAAAAUAUGUUUGCAAAACAAAGACUCUUCCGUCAUAGCAAUUCGGAAGUAUAUUGGCCCACAGUAUGUACGCUAUGACGAUUUCUAUGAAAAAAUCAAGUUAACAUUCCCAGAAUUAGCUAAUAAGAAUUUCAUCGUUUCCUGGCAAGACGCUGAAGGUGAUGAAAUCAUAAUAUCAUCUGACGAAGAAUUAGAAAUUGCUCAAAAAGAAAUGUUUUCUCGAAAAAGAUUUAAUAUCAAACUUCUUCCAUCUAAGCAAGAAAUACCAAGUCAGAAGAAGGAUAAAGCAAUUCAUUUUGGUAUAUGUUGUGAUGGUUGUGACAAAGACAUAAUUGGAUUUAGAUACAAAUGUAUUCAAUGCGAAGACUAUGAUUUAUGUGCACAAUGUGAGAAAGAAUCAAUACAUUCGCAUCAUUAUAUGAUCCGUAUGCCAGAACCAUUACAAUGGCAUCAUAGUCGAAGUUUGAUUCAUCAUUUGAGAAAAAUUCUAAAAAAAAAUGGUGUGCAUUUCAAUAAGAAACAUGCUUGUAAUGAAAAUACUUCUCAAGGAAUUCAUAGUAGCAUUUAUCCUUGGUUGGAAAGUUAUGCACCAUAUUUAAAUAGCAUUAUUGAUACAGUAUUGGAAACAUCAAUUGGUCCAGAGCCUUUUAAGAAUCACAAGCCUGAGAAAAAAGAAGAAUCUAACAAUGAUACACGUCCAGGUGAAAAUGAUUCCAGGAAAUUUCCUGGAGAAGGAAGAAAACUGCUCGAUGAUACUAAAGAAGAUAAAGGAUCAAUAUCAGAUGUUGCAUCAACUACUAGUCAAGAUACAAAAGUAGUGGCUGAUGAAUGGACUAUUAUAGAUAAAAAUGAUACUGCUGAAAUUAAUCAAGCAUCUUCAACUUCAUUUAAUGCGAAUGAAACAAGUAUAAAACAGAUUCCAUCUUCUUCAACUGCACCAUCAGCACCGGAAGGAUCUUCAACCCAAACACUAUACCCUGAGUUACCAGAAGAAAAGAAGGUAAUACAUCAUGAGAAUCCAAGAAUUAACGAAGCUAUUGAAACUAUGUUGAAAAUGGGAUUCUCAAAUCAAAGUGGACUAUUAACUUAUUUGUUGGAUGCUGAGAAUGGAGACAUUAAUAAAGUUUUAGAGAUAUUGCAGCCUACAAAUAAGUAA